AUGGACAAGAACGGGGGUUCCCUCCGACGAAAGCGCGGCAGGCCGGCGUCGACGGGAAAUUCUACCACUAACGGAUCGGCUGCGAAGAAGCGCAAAGUUGAAGAUGAUUCUGUGGCGACCCCGGCCGCCAAUGGCGCCAGCGGAGGCCGCGGUGGGGUCCGUAAGAAGUCGUUUCUGGAGACCUUGUCCGCGGCCAUAUCCCUUACAAGAGCAGGGAAGGAGGUGACGGGGGAAGAUAAUGUUGCGAAGGCGGCGACUGUGCCAGCGAGGAGGAGUCGGCCGCCGAGAGCCACGAUUCUAGGGGAGCAGGGAAAGAGUGUGUAUGAUUUUCCUGGGUCGGAUGGAGAGGGGACUGUGACGACGCCAUCUAAGAAGGGGAGGAACAGUUUAGCGGCACCUCAGAACGGGACGGGAACACCAAAGAAGCGAGAAGGUCGAAGGAACUCUGCGGCCACCGAGGCCAUGGACGUCGACGAGAACGAGCCCGAAGACACUACUUCGAACGGCGAUGCAUACGGUCUCAUGCAACUGGACGAACCUCCGACCACACCUACAGCGAAGAAGAAGCGAGGACCCGGUCGGCCGCCGGGUAGCAAGAAUAAAAAGAAGACUUUGGAUCCACCAGACCUUGUAAUAACUCCUCGUCGCGGACUUCAGUCGAAGUCCCGGGUUGAAAGCCCGACGAAGGUUGGGCGGACUCCACUCAAGGGUAUUCUUACGCCAUCGAGGAAGGCGGGUGAUGAUACGCCGAGACGGCGAAAGAGUGUUGCCUUUGGACUUGAUAAUGGCGUAAAGGAUGUCGAGAUAUUCUUCGAAGACCUGCCUGCUAAGAAGGCGGAAAUGCCUCAGAAACCAGUUGGGAAAGCUGCAGCGGAAGAAUCGGAACGGCCUUUAGAGACUGGGGAACGGGAGGAGGAAGAAGAGGACGAGGAAGUCUGCGAAAUCUGCUUGAAGCCCGAUUCGAAACCGCCAAACGAGAUCAUCUUUUGUGACAACUGCGACCUUGGAUUCCAUCAGAAAUGCCACAACGUCCCCGUCAUCCCCGAGGGUGACUGGAUAUGCAAGAAUUGCUCUCAGGAUGAUAUUUCGAAGACGCCACAGAAAUCAACCUCUGCCGUCGUGCCGGUGCCGUCAGAUGCCCCAGAUAUCCCGAACCUCAACAAGCAUCUACCGGCGCUUCAGCGCAUUCUUGUCGAUCGAUGUACUGGGCAGAGACGGCUUAAGCUUACGGGGUUGGAUGAGGCUUAUAGCAAAGUUAGUCAGUUGGUGGAACAAACUAUCUCGGUUGGGGAAGGCAACUCGAUGCUUCUGAUCGGCGGAAGGGGCUUGGGGAAGACAACUCUUAUUGAGAAUGUCAUCACAAACAUGUCCGAGAAGCAUGAGGGUAACUUUCACGUUGUUCGGCUUAAUGGUUUCAUUCAUACGGACGACAAGCUUGCAGUCAAGGAUAUAUGGCGACAGCUUGGGAAAGAGAUGGAAGUGGACGAUGAUAUAGUCCAUCGGACCAAUUACGCUGAUACAAUGGCAUCUCUCCUCGCGCUUCUCUCCCACCCAUCCGAAAUUACCGGUGAGGAUGAGGGUGUUAUUUCGCAAGCGGUCAUCUUCGUCCUCGACGAGUUCGACUUGUUCGCCUACCACCCACGGCAGACUCUCUUGUAUAACCUGUUCGACAUUGCUCAGGCGCGCAAGGCGCCCAUCGCCGUGCUGGGAUGUACGACGAGGGUAGACAUUGUCGAGAUGUUAGAGAAGCGUGUCAAGAGUCGAUUCAGCCAUCGAUAUGUCUUUAUUGCACCGCCUCGUAACAUCGCGGCCUACUGGGAAGUGUGCCGUCAGGGUUUGGUGGUGGAUAAGGACGAGGCGUACGAUGAGGGUAUGGAUACCAAGCUUGAGGGGUUUGACGAGUUUAUGGAAUAUUGGGGAAAGAAAAUCGACCGACUCUACAAGCAAGAUUCAUUCCAACUACUUCUCAAAGGUCACUUUUACACGACAAAAUCGGUCAUGGGAUUCCUCAACACCUGCAUCCUACCUUUAUCAACGCUCUCGCCAACAAACCUCGCCCUUCAGAUCCCCCGCGCACCAACCGUCGUUCCCCUCGCGCCGCCGCCAUGCAAGCUCCACCUCCUCCCAGCGCUCUCAGACCUCGACCUCGCGCUCCUCAUCGCAGCGGCGCGUCUCGACAUCGUCGCGCACGCAGACACGGUCAACUUCGCCAUGGCGUACGACGAGUACAGCUCGCUCAUGGGGCGGCAACGUGUGCAGUCGGCCAGCGCGGGCAUGCUGGCCGUCGGCGGAGGGGUGCGGGUCUGGGGACGGGGCGUGGCGGUCAUCGCGUGGGAGAGGCUGAUUGAUUUAGGACUACUGGUGCCGUCGGGGAUUGGGGGCGCGGGGAGGGGCAAGGCGAUUGGCGGGGUGGAGGGGAAGAUGUGGGUUGUGGAUGUUUCGCUGGAGGAGAUUUCGGUUGGGGCUAAGCUUGGGGGUGUGUUGGCGAGGUGGUGUAAGGAAAUUUAG
Messenger RNA from Scedosporium apiospermum, 2508 nucleotides. Its product is annotated as Origin recognition complex subunit 4. The record is from RefSeq and is a predicted model, not a curated record. Gene Ontology annotation, cellular component: nuclear origin of replication recognition complex; nucleus. NCBI's taxonomy places the organism in Eukaryota, Fungi, Ascomycota, Sordariomycetes, Microascales, Microascaceae. Gene Ontology annotation, biological process: DNA replication; DNA replication initiation. The coding region runs from base 1 to 2508 and encodes 835 amino acids. Gene Ontology annotation, molecular function: ATP hydrolysis activity; ATP binding; DNA replication origin binding. The transcript is spliced from 4 exons.